AUGGCAAAAUCGAAAAAGCGGCAUCCAGUCGUUUUCGGCGGUGUGGGGUACACAAAAAUACCGAAAAGUAUGUCGACGACAAUGUUGCAGGUGCUCUGCGAUCUGUCGCAAUUAUACCACGGGCGAAAGACGCCUCUCAAAUAUGGGACCAAGAAUGAAAAUUUCUGCAUCGAGAAGGGCUGGUUUUAUUGGCGACGCGAGAGGGCCUGGCCGGUUCUAAGCGUGGAUCGACAACCUCAGAUUGUGAUUGCCCGAGAUCCAAUGGAUCGAUUUGUCUCGAUGUAUGGAUGGCUUUGCAUCGAGGAAGGGCUCCGUCGAUGCGGUCCUGCCGUGCACGAUAUUCACGAUUUUGCACGUCUCGUCCAUGAUUGGGUCCGGCGUGGUAUUGUGCCAAGGGGACUUCCGCUCGAAAAACAUAUCCAUGAUCAUAUACAGCCAGCCUAUCGAUACAUCCCAACCCGAUUUCGAUAUAAUAAAAAGCGGCUACGCAUCAUCCAGUAUACAGACAACGGCUCAAAGAUGGCAGAGAAAUUGGCGACCGUCUUCCGGGAGGCCCACAUCCCUGAAUGGGCCAUACAAAAGUCGCUGGCCCGUGUCUCCGGGACGAAACACACUCGACCGCUGAAGAAAUCGCACAAACACGAGUGGAAAAAGGAGAUUCUGCAAAACCCGAAGAGUCUCUACUACGUGCUGAGCACCUACUACCCCGAUUACGAAUAUUUUGGCUAUAAAUUGCCGAAGAGGAAGGGAUUU
Molecule: messenger RNA, 753 nt
Organism: Mesorhabditis spiculigera
Lineage: Eukaryota; Metazoa; Nematoda; Chromadorea; Rhabditida; Rhabditidae
Source: the annotation of a GenBank genome assembly